AUGGCGGCCUUUGCUUCUGGUUCCAGCUUUUCCUUUGUUGCUCAUAUGCCCAAUGUUUCCAACGUGUUGAUCGUCAAGUUGGAACGUAAUACCUAUCCUUUAUGGCUUGCACAAAUUGUGACGCUUCUUUGCAGCCGCUCUCUUAUGAAGUAUGUUGACGGUACCAGUAUCUGCCCUCAAGCCUUUCUCUCAGAUGUUGCUGGUAAACCAACUGACAAGGUGAAUCUGGCUUAUGAGGACUGGAUUCAACUGGAUAAAAUGGUGUUGUCCUGGCUUAAUAGGUCUCUCUCUCUUGAUAUGCUUGCCAUCGUUGCUCGUUCUACUUCUGCGCACCUCACUUGGUUAUCUAUUGAAAAACGUUAUGCUUCCCAAAAUCAAAAUCAAGUCCUCCAGCUUUGUGGUGACUUGCUACAAACUACUCGAGUGACUCUAAUCUUGUUGCCUAUUUUCAUGAACAACAUGGGUCCUUUAUAUGAGACUACUGUUAGCUCUGCCCAAGCUCGUGAUUCUCCCAUUACUUAUGAUACCCUUAAGGCUCUUCUUCUUAGUGCUAAACGUCGGCUCCAGUCUGUCCAACUUCUUAGUUCUGACCUCGGAGGUAUUGCUAUGGUUUCUUCACGUGGACGUGGUAGUUUUCAUGGCCAUGGCUCGUUUGGACAGCAUGGUAGCCGUGGUGUUUUUGACGGUUUCUCUUUUCAUGGUGGUUAUGGUAGUUUUUCCCUUUCCACAACUAGUGUUGUUGGUGCUGCUCCGUCUUCUUCCAGUAGUGUUUCUUCUUCUUUCCUUGGUGAUGCUUCCUCAUCUUCCAUGGCUCUUGGUCCUACUGCCUUUCCUUCUAGUUCACGGAUUCUUUAUCAAAUAUGUGGCCAUGGUGGUCACGCCGCCUUGGAUUGCUAUAACCGCAUGAAUCUUGCCUUUGAAGGUCAUGUUCCUACUUAG
Molecule: messenger RNA, 939 nt
Organism: Prunus armeniaca (apricot)
Lineage: Eukaryota; Viridiplantae; Streptophyta; Magnoliopsida; Rosales; Rosaceae
Source: the annotation of a GenBank genome assembly